Molecule: messenger RNA, 3409 nt
Organism: Heterocephalus glaber (naked mole-rat)
Lineage: Eukaryota; Metazoa; Chordata; Mammalia; Rodentia; Bathyergidae
Gene: Ccdc169
Product: coiled-coil domain containing 169
Source: RefSeq, a predicted model, not a curated record
GACUGUGAGGCAGUUGGUCAUGGCGACGGCCGGUGACAGCACUUUGUUCUUCCCGGCCUCCGGGUAUCCCUUCAGGUCUUAUGCUCUAAACUGUGCGGAGGGGAAGAGCGCAGGUGGUCUCUGACCUGCCACUAUGGGGGAGGGGAGAGGCGACAGCUUUGACUGUGUGAGCUUGGAGCGCCUCAAACUUCAGCUGCUGGAAGAAAUCCACAGGAAGGAUGUAGUGCAACUCUCAGUGGUUGAAAUAAAACACAGGAUAGCAGAACUGGAAACCAAACUCAAUGCUGACAAUGAAGGUAGUGAAUGGAAAACUCGCUACGAGGCACAGCUUGAAUUGAAUGAUCAACUAGAAAAACAAAUUAUGUCUCUGGAAGAGAAAAGGAAAAGAAUCCGUGGAAAUCCUUCAGAUAGACUAUCUUCUAUUCGUGUUUAUGAGCAAAUGUCAGUGGACCAUCUACAUUCCUCUUCCCCAGACCUCUCUGCUCCCAGUCAUCAGGAAUCCUUAAAUACAUUACUUAAACAACUAGAAAAAGAAAAAAGGAGUCUUGAAAGUCAAGUGAAAGACUACGCACUUAGACUGGAACAAGAGUCAAAGGUUUACCAGAGGACCAACAAAGAACGGCGUACAUACCUAGCUGAAAUGUCUCGGGGAUCUGGCUCACAUCAAGUUUCUAAAAGGCAACAGAUAGAACAAUUGCCUAGAAUGAAAGAGAAUCUGGUGAAAGCGGGAAGACACAAUCCAGUUAAUCAGAAGAUUGUGAAUGCUAAGAGAGGAACAGUGAAAAAGAUGACAAGAUCAAAUCAUCUUCCAAACUUCAGUGAUUUCAGAACAGCAUAGAUUUCAAUUUUUUCCUUCUCUUUCUUUUUUCAUGAACAAUAUUCACCUUGUGAAGUUAAUGUUCAAUGUAUUAUUCAGAGAAUGAAAUAGAUAAGAAAGAGCUACCAAACUUCUUUUUAGUUCUUACAGAAAUUUACUCCUUUGUCUGCAGGAAUGGAAUUUUCAAUAUUAAUCCUAAAAUAUCUAAUAGAAGUGCUUGUGAUUUUAAAAAUAUAUAUUAGGAAACUUGAAGGUUGGCAUCAUUACACUUGCUUUUAAUAAUAUAUUCAUGAUUUUCUCUAAUAGUAACAUUACUAUUAUAUUUGGUUUCUAGUUGGCUUCUAGCUAAAAAUGUGAGUUUAUAAAAAGGUUUGCACUUGGGCCAGGGACUUAGCUCAGUGGUUCCACCGCCUGCCUUGCAAGCUAAGGACCUGAGUUCAAUCCCCGGUACCAAAAAAAAAAAAGGUUUGCACUUUUUUUUAGCCUAUAUCAUGCUCAGCUGUUUAAAUUUAAAGCUCAAACAAAACUUCAAAGCAAACAUUUAUUAAAUUUUGAUUGAAAUAUCAUUGUGUUAUGGGAACAACCUUCAGUCAUGAAUCAGCUGUUAAUAUUUCCCACUUUGCCAUAAACUUAGGUGAUCUUAGGCAAAUUCCUUCACUUUGUCUUCAUUCUUCACACCUAUAAAAUGACAAAGGCAAAGUAUAUAAUUUCUAAGUUUUCUUAUCAUUUUAGAAAGCCAAUAUUUAUUCAGUCACAUGGUCCUGCCACUGAGUACUUGAUGAUUUACAUUAUUUUAUAAUUAAUUCAUAAUGAUGUAGUUUUUACAAGGGUCACAAUACUCAAGUGUAGAUAUAGAGACAGAAUUAGGACAAAAGUAUUUUUGAGGAUCUAUAAAAUUUACUAGAUAUUCUUAUUCAUGUUUAGACUGUUUUUUGUCAUUUAGACAGUUUUUGUAACUAUAACCUUGGUUUGGAAUAUAUCUAUUUCUAUAUAUAUCAUAUUUGUCCAUGUUAAAAAGUGAAAUUAUUGGAGUUUAUAUUUCCAGAAGUCACACAGAGAUAAUAGCUUUUAGCUAAUGGUGUUUUUACCUAUAUCUAGAACUAAACCUAAAUUUCAUUCAGUAAUGAAUACCAGCAAUGAAACCAGUGAUGAAUACCAAAUGCAUUUCUAUAACUACAGUACCUCUAUAGAUACUUCUUUAAGGAAGAAUGCAUACAUUUCAUAUAGUCAAAUAAUUCUUUAUGUGACUUUAGAAUAUAAUAUAGAAAAAUAUAAAGCAGCUUCCUUUAAGUUAUUCUGCACUGGGACUAUUUGGAAAUAUGUUCCCUGUUCUUAAACUAACUAGAGAUAUCAGGUACCAUGCCCCAUAUUACUAGACAAAUAUCAAAUUUUCAUGUCUUAUACCAGGUUUCCUAGCAUUAGCAGCAAAUUGAUAAUUUAAGUAUUAUAGCAAUUACAAUUAUUAAUGAAAAACAAAUGUUUAUGUCUUUUAUAAAGAGAUAAGCUAUUGUGGAAACUAGAUUGAGGAAUAUUUAUCUCAAUUACUAGGAUGGUACAUUAGUUGAACAUCUUAUCAUAGGAAUUCUUCCACAUGUUAACUCUGCUGGAACUAUUUUGGGUGUCAGCUUUUUUAUUUUUUAUAAUUUUUGAGACAAGAUCUCAUUAAGUUAUUCAGUUUCCCAGGCUAGGCUUGAACUUGUGAUCCUCUUGCCUCAAGAAUUACUAUUUAUUAAAAAUAAGUGUUCAUGCCUGUAAUCCCAGCAUUUAGAGAAGCUGAGGCAGGAGGACUGCAAGCUUAAAUUUGACCAGGGCAACUUAGCAACACCUUGUCUCAAAUUUUAAAAACAUUUUUAAAAGGGCUAUGAAUGUAGUUCAGUAGCAGAGCAUCCCUAGGUUCAGUCCAUAGAAUGGCAAAACAAAAAAUUACUAGAACAAAAUAAAAAAUACGAUAAUAAUGUGUAUUGACAAGGAUAUGGAGAAAUUGAAAUCCUCAUAUGUUGCUGGUGGGGAUGUAAAAUGAUACUGCCAUUUUGGAAAACUGUAAGUUCCUCAAAUGGUUAAAAUAGAAUAACAAUAUGAACCAGCCCUUCUACUCCUAUGUACAUAUGUGAGAGAAAUGGAAAAGUAGAUCUGCAUAAAAAUGUGUACAACAAUUCAUAACAACCAAAGAGAGAAAACAACCUAAAUGUUCACGAGGGAUAAAAUGGUAUAUCCACAAAAAUGGAGAUUAUUUUUAAAAAAGAAUGAAGUACUGUUAUUUGGUGUAACUUGGGUAAUCCUUGAAAACAUUAUCCCAAGAAUCCAAGGACAAGACAUCAUAGUAUAUAAUGCCACUUACAUGAACUGUUUACAAUAGGCAAAUCCACACAGAUGGAAAGUAGUUUAGGAAUUGCCUGGGGCUGGGGGGAGUGUUGAUUGUAGGGAAGACUGUUAAUGGGUACAGGGUUUUUGUUUGAGGGUAUUGAAAGUGUUCUCAAAUUGAUUGUGAUAACAGUUGCUCAACUGUGAAUAUACUGAAAAUCAAUGAAUUGUAUGGUUUAAAUAGGUUAAUUGUAUUCUUUGUGAUUUAUGCAUCAAUAAAGCUGUUAUAAA